Phyllopteryx taeniolatus (common seadragon) is the source of this 2590-nucleotide messenger RNA. It is a transcript of the gene cstf1, whose product is annotated as cleavage stimulation factor, 3' pre-RNA, subunit 1. The coding region runs from base 392 to 1687 and encodes 431 amino acids. Gene Ontology annotation, cellular component: mRNA cleavage stimulating factor complex. The record is from RefSeq and is a predicted model, not a curated record. Gene Ontology annotation, molecular function: RNA binding; protein binding. NCBI's taxonomy places the organism in Eukaryota, Metazoa, Chordata, Actinopteri, Syngnathiformes, Syngnathidae. The transcript is spliced from 5 exons. Gene Ontology annotation, biological process: mRNA 3'-end processing.
CAGAAGAAGAAGAAGAAGAAGAAGAAGAAGAAGAAGAAGAAGAAGAAGAAGAAGAAGAAGAAGAAGAAGAAGAAGAAGAAGAAGAAGAAGAAGAAGAAGAAGAAGAAGAAUUAUUUCCGCUUCGGUCUGUCUAAGUAGAUAGUAAUACGGAGUUACUAGACAUUCGGUUAUUAUAUCGUUUUACAGUUAAUCCUAGCAAGUCGAAGUGUGUCGCCUUGGUUGAACUCAAGCUGCUAAGCUAACAGUAGCUACACUACAUCCAGGUAUUGGUUCAUUUUAGGUGACAAUCUUUUUGUGUAAGAUAUAAGCGCGCUGAUUUCACUUAACAAUUUAACAAUUAAAGUACAGUGAUUUUAGUUAGCUACGUUUUCAGCAUUGAUUUAGUCAGAAGAUGUAUCGAGCCAAACCAACAUUGAAAGACCGGCAGCAUCUGUAUAAGCUCAUAAUAAGCCAGCUACUUUACGAUGGAUACACAAACAUCGCUAACAGUUUAAUCAAUGAAGUUAAACCUCAAAGCGUGGUGUCACCAUCUGAACAGCUGGUUCAGCUAGCAAAAAUUGGUAUGGAGAACGAUGACAGUGCUGUGCAGUACGCUAUUGGGCGCUCUGAUACAGUAGCGCCUGGUGUCGGAAUUGAUCUAGAAUUUGAUGCUGAUGUACAGACAAUGUCUCCCGAGGCAUCAGAGUAUGAGACGUGCUAUGUUACCUCACAUAAGGGACCUUGUCGCGUUGCGACAUAUAGUCGUGAUGGCCAACUAAUUGCCACAGGCUCUGCUGAUGCUUCGAUAAAGAUACUGGACACUGAGCGUAUGCUGGCUAAAAGUGCUAUGCCAAUUGAGGUUAUGAUGAAUGAGACAGCUCAGCAAAACAUGGAGAAUCACCCUGUGAUUCGAACACUGUAUGACCACGUCGAUGAAGUCACCUGCCUGGCCUUCCACCCAAACGAACAGAUCCUUGCUUCUGGCUCAAGAGAUUACACCCUCAAACUCUUUGACUACUCAAAGCCCUCUGCAAAAAGAGCAUUUAAAUAUAUACAGGAAGCUGAAAUGCUGCGUUCCAUCUCUUUUCAUCCAUCUGGAGACUUCCUUCUGGUUGGAACACAGCACCCGACCCUGCGUCUUUAUGAUGUCAACACCUUUCAGUGUUUUGUGUCCUGCAACCCUCUGGACCAGCACACAGACACUAUUAGCGGUGUCAGUUACAAUCCCACAGCCAACAGCUACGUCACCUGCAGCAAAGACGGCAGCAUUAAACUAUGGGAUGGUGUCUCCAAUCGCUGUGUGACCAACUUUGACAAAGCUCAUGAUGGAGCAGAGGUCUGCUCGGCCAUCUUUACAAAGAACUCGAAGUACAUCCUCUCCAGUGGGAAAGAUUCAGUGGUCAAACUGUGGGAAAUAUCAACAGGCCGAAUGUUGGUGAAAUACACAGGUGCUGGUCUAAGUGGCCGUCAGAUGCAUCGUACACAGGGCGUGUUUAACCACACAGAGGAUUAUGUUCUUCUUCCUGAUGAGCGCACCAUCAGCCUGUGCUGCUGGGAUUCCCGUACAGCAGAGAGGAAAAACCUGCUCUCUCUGGGUCACAACAACAUUGUCCGCUGCAUUGUCCACUCGCCCACCAAUCCUGGUUUCAUGACUUGCAGUGAUGACUUCAGGGCUCGUUUCUGGUACCGGCGCACCACCACCGAUUGAUGACCUUUACCGCCACAACCUUUGCCCGAGAGAAACAAAGGAUUCCACACCCAGGACUCUUGGGGCAGCAACAACGGGAAAAAAAAUGCUGUGGAGUCUUUCAGUCGGAUGUAUUAAAAUUUAGAUUUUUCUUUGCUUAGGAAUUGUCCCCUCUUUUCAAUACUAUUUUGUCAAACUCACUCAUCAUCCACAUAGACCAUAAAGUGUUUGUUUCCCCCCAGCACUUUUUAGUUUUGCAUAUGUUGCAAUACUUUUUACAAAUCUUUUUUUUUUUUUUACAUUGUUUCUGUGUAUAGAUAGAAUAAAAAAAAAAAAACCACACAGAUCCCUUAACAGUAAUGACAAGACUGAUGUUAGGCAAGUGGUCAACCUGCUGGAGGCACACAUCUGUACUCCUUGAGCUUCUGCGGUUUCCUUUCUGUGGUCUGCUAAUACAACCUCCUCUUGUGUACAAAUGUCAAUUCAUUUUCUAAUUAAUGGCCUCUGCAGUGAACUUUUGAUAAUUACGGGGGUGUGUGUGGGGGGGGGGGGGCAAGACAGCUGCAGGUGUGUGCGUGCGCGUGUCUCCUCUGGAGAUGUGUAAAUGUGUAAAUCAGAAUCAUCUUAAAUGACAUUAAGCAGCAUCUUCCCCACUUGGGGUGGAAAAUGACCUGACCUGCGUGACAGCUCAUACAAUGUGAGACUGAUGAGAACUAAAUCAUACUUUCACAUCAGUCACAUCAUUGAAAUGGUUCACUAAAACCAACUGUGAAAAGACUUGAUCUCUGUGGGCACUGAAGAAAACUUAAACAAUGUGAGUCCUAUAGUUCCUCAGUUAAACAUGAUAAAACGACGCUUUUGAAAAUGUUUUUGCAUUUCAGCAUGGAAUGCAAACAAGCACAAAAGGUCAUACUUUACAUGUUA